CCAAUAUGGUGGCGAUGUUGAAACGACAGAGUUCAUGGUUGUCUUUAUAUAUGCUUAUGGCAUUAACUAUUAUAUUACAACAAAUUUGGAGUAACACCGUAUUUCCCCACCAUGGCCUUAUAAGAGAUUUUUGUUGUUGACAGCCUUAAGAAUGAUUUGAGGCGACUGUGUAGUCUUGUCAUCCUAAAAGCACCCUUUCUUUGAUUAGCAUCAUCUACUAUUUUUUAUUUUUUUAUAGCUUUUACUGAAGUUGAAUCAGAACUUAUCUGACCAAAUUGUUUUUUUUUUUUUUACACAAGUACUGUACCUCUACUUAAGUACCGAGAGUGAUUACUUUUGCCACCUGCAGUUGCCCCUAUCUUUUUAAAGAUGUGACAAGCGGCUGAAGAUUGGAAAGGGGCUCCUACUAUUACUGUGACCUGUUAAGGCUGUUUGUCGGCAAUGCAUGUCGGGAAAACCUAAAGUUGCUAGGAGACCGGAAGUAUGAGCUACUGACGCAACCCUGACGUGAUACGCGUUUAAUACACGUAUUCUGGAACGUAUGUUUAAAGAGCUAGGUCUCCCACAGCAGCAAAGCCCCACCAUGUUACCUCCACUCCAUGAUAAAGGCACACAGGCCCUGUUGAAGAAGCGCAUUAAACGGAAAUUGCCAAGUGAAGAGCACUUUAAAUCCCAGGAAAAGAGAUAUUUCCCAGGCUGGCAUUCUCAGGCACCUUUAUCCAGUGUAAAAGAGCCACCACAGAGGCGUAGCUUGCCAUCACCUGUAAAACUGCCGCCGUUGCAAUCUAGCACGAAGGAUCAACCCUCCCUAAAUGAAGCAUCAACCUCUUGUCCAGCAAAAAGACCUUUUUCCCUUAAGAAAGACGCAAACCUGGAAACCCCCUCUGAAGUUCGAAUUUUUGAACACAGCAAGGAUGACUACACGAUGGUUAGCAAAGACGGCGUAUUGUCGACGUGUCGGGAAAACUUUGAUUUUGUAAGCCUUGAACGGUUUGAGGAGGAAUAUCAACUCCACCGAAAGCUGGUUCUCAUCCCCUUCUUUGCUCGCUUCAAAUUAUUCAAACCUUUCUAUAUCUGGCAUAAAAAAGUCUGUGCCAAGAAGAUGCACAUGGCUCAAGAGGCUCUCAAAGAGAACUUGUUCAUGAUCAAUCCGGAUCUAAGUCCAGCACUGUCAGAUGUCAGGAAAAUGUGUUACCAAAUCAGAACAACAAACUUGUGUCAUAUUGAGAAGAAGUACACGUAUACUCUCCAGAAUUUUCACGAAGCUCAGUUCACACAAGUGAAAGAGGCACUGAGUGACUUGCAGAAAUUCCAAGACCUGGUGAAGGAAGUGACACUGUAUUCCUGUAGCAGCUUCCUGUCAGAUCAUAGCGACAAACUAAGUGAAAUCCAAGUUCUGUUGGGGAUUAACAAAGGCUUCUUCUGUCACCGCCUCAACUGCUUCAUCCGACUUGUUGACUAUUUGGUGGUCAACACCUUGCACACGCUGUUUGUGAGUGCAGUGGACAAGCUGCUGGCUGCGUUCAAAGAGCAGCUUAGUCAAACCCCCAGCCAUGAUAUCAUUCAAACCUGGGGCCAGCAGCUGGAGACUGAUGCGAACCCUACUGAGGAAAAGGUGGAUCGAAAGGCUGGGGAGUCCGAAUCUUCCCAGAGCAAACCAAUGUUGAUCAGUGAACUUGUACUAGACACAAAUGCGCUGUCCUACAAACCCUCUGAGGAGAAUUUUCAGGAGACUGUUGCAGAGAUCAUUGGGAAGUUCCAGAAGACUGUGUUGUCAGUUGAAACACUAACAGCAGAUCCAGAUUUUAUUUUACUGUUAAGUCACGAGUCUUUUCAGAGUCAAUAUAGAGAUGCUCCCAGUUUGGAAUCGGUCAUUGAAAAUGAUGGAUACAUUAAAAGUAUCUGUCAAAAAAUUAAGGAAUCACUGCAGUUCACAUUUGAAGCUGCACAAGUGUGCUCAUGCAUGUUUGAGCGUUUUCAGCUGUUUUACAAGGAGAAUGAAAGUCUAGAUUUGAAUGCUCUACGACAACAAGAUCACGGUUUGGAGUUUUUUAGAACAUCACUGGACUUGUACCACAAUGAGCAUGAAGAAGCUGUGGCUCUCCAGCCACAGAGACAUCUUGGCCUCCUCCUUGUGGACAAAACAGAGAUGAAAGAGAAGCUCAUCUCUUCUCCUCUCCGCUGUCUAAAGGUCAUUAAUGAAAUACUGACACAGCAGGCCAAGCGGAAGUUAAAAGCUGUCAUGGCAGAAGCUGGUGAAGCUCAAUUUAAACUAGAACUCAGUCCCACUACAACAACUGAGUUAGCCAGCUACCUUACUUUCCUUGAUGAGAUACCAGAGAGGAUGAAAGUGCUGGAGCAAGAACAGGAGACAGUGUGUCAGAUGUACAAUCUGAUCAACCUAUCCUCACUUCCUGUCACAGCUGACGAUGUGGCCUUUGCUUCCAUGGAGCCUUACAUGAACUCAUUACACACUAUGAUCAAUGAUGCAAUGUUUGACAGGUACAAAAUGAUGGACAAGUUUUCCAAGUCUCUGCAGAUAGACAUAAAAGAUCUGAACCAAAAAGUCAAGAAAAUCAAAGAAAAGUCACAGGAUCCACAAAUCCUGGAAGUCACUGCUGAUUUUUCCCAAGUGCGUCUUCUGCUUGGCGAGCUUCAGAUUUCCAUAGAUGAGUUGCAAGCCCAGGCCUCCGCAUAUACUUCCUACCAGAAACAAUUCAAGUUGGAGGUGACCAAAUUUGAUGACCUCGAUGAGCUAAAAGCAGAGUUUCGGCUGAAGAAGCUUCUGUGGGACUGUAUGGAAGAAUGGGACUUAUUGCAAGAUGGAUGGCGACAGACCAUGCUUGAGAAACUGGACCUGGAACAGUUAAACUCGCAAAUCAACAAAUACACCAAGUACAUCAACCAAAUGGAGAAAGGCUUGCCACGUAAUAAUGUAGUGCCAUGUCUUAAGGACAAGGUUGAACUUAUGAAACUGAGGGUGCCUGUGAUCACAGACUUGCGUAACCCAUGUAUGAAACCGGAACACUGGAGGAACCUGGAAUCUGUUGUGGGGAGCUCCUUGAAUGUGGAGCAGCUCACUGUGGCUGUUAUGGAGGAACUCAAUGUAUUCUCCUAUGGCACAGAGAUACAGGAGGUGUCAGCACAGGCUUCAGGGGAAGCAUCAGUGGAGACCAUUAUUAAUAAGGUGGAGGAUGUGUGGUGGACCACUACUUUCACGCUUUUGCAGCAUGGUGACUCCAAAGAGGUCUUCAUCUUGGGAGGCACAGAUGAUAUUCAAGUACUCUUGGAUGACAGCAUUAUCAAUGUGGGUACAGCAGCAUCUUCGCGUUAUGUUGCUCCCAUCAAAGCCAGAGUGGACAAACUCCUGUUGAGACUGAUCCGCUUCAACCAAACUCUGGAUGAGUGGCUUAACUGCCAACGAAACUGGCUAUAUUUAGAAAGUAUUUUCUUAGCCCCAGACAUCAAGAGGCAGCUCCCUGCUGAGUCCAAAAUGUUUCUCAAAGUGGACAAGUCAUGGAAAGCCAUUAUGGCUAAGGUCAAAAAGAUGCCCAAUGCACUCAAAGCGGCCACACAGCCUGAUCUCUUGGAAACAUUUCAAGAAAAUAAUGUUCUUUUGGAAACGAUACAAAAGUGUCUUGAAGACUACCUGGAGUCCAAGAGAGUUAUAUUCCCCAGAUUCUACUUUUUAUCCAAUGAUGAAUUGCUUAAAAUUUUGGCACAGACAAGAAACCCCCAGGCAGUGCAGCCUCACUUGAGAAAAUGCUUUGAUGCAAUUACACACCUUGAGUUUGCGUUAGUUUCUGACCAAUCAACUACUGGGCCAGCUACACUGGAGCCUGGAGAACAGGAGAAGGUCUACACCAAGGACAUCUUGAAUAUGGUUUCCCCUGAAGGAGAGAAGGUGGGUUUAACAAAAGGUCUGAAGGCAAGAGGCAAUGUGGAAGAUUGGCUUUGCAAGGUGGAGGAGGCCAUGUUCAACUCACUGCGACAGCUCAGCAAGGCAUCUAUAGCCGACUACCAAGUAACGUCAAGGGAGGAAUGGGUGGUGUCUGGGUAUCCUUCUCAGGUGGUGUUGAUAAUUUCCCAGAUGAUGUGGUGCAGGGACAUGGAAGCUUGUUUGGAGGGAAAUCAUGACCACUUUGCUGCCUUACAGAAAUUUGAAUACACCAACUUUGACAGGUUAAAUGCUCUCGCAGCUUUGGUCAGAGGGAAACUACCUACUUUACACCGUAAUAUCAUCACUGCCCUCAUCACCAUUGAUGUGCAUGCCCGUGAUAUUGUGACAGAUUUAGUCGGGCAGAAGGUGGACUGCGGGUCUAAUUUUGAAUGGCAGAGACAAUUACGCUACUACUGGGAUCUUGAUCUGGACAACUGUAUAGCCUGCAUGGCCCUAUCCACUUAUAUUUAUGGCUAUGAAUACCUAGGAGCCUGUCCUAGGCUGGUCAUCACUCCACUUACGGAUCGAUGCUACUUGUGUUUAAUGGGAGCCCUCCAGCUGGACUUGGGAGGUGCUCCAGCUGGACCUGCAGGGACAGGGAAAACGGAGACUACGAAGGACUUGGCUAAAGCCUUGGCAAUUCAGUGUGUGGUCUUCAACUGUUCUGAUGGACUCGACUACAAGAUGAUGGGGCGUUUCUUCAGUGGACUCGCUCAGUCUGGUGCGUGGUGCUGUUUUGAUGAGUUUAAUCGAAUCGAUAUUGAGGUGUUGUCAGUCAUUGCACAGCAGCUCAUAACCAUACGGAAUGCCAAAGCUGCUAAGAUGACAAAGUUUCGAUUUGAGGGCCGAGAGAUCAAGCUGGUGAUGACCUGUGCUGCAUUUAUUACCAUGAACCCAGGCUAUGCUGGAAGAUCAGAGCUACCUGAUAACCUUAAAUCUCUCUUUAGGCCCGUAGCCAUGAUGGUGCCAAACUAUGCACUCAUUGCUGAGGUGAUUUUAUACUCGGAGGGAUUUGAGUCCAGUAAGACUUUAGCAAGAAAGAUGACCCAAAUGUACAAACUGUGCUCUGAGCAGCUGUCCCAGCAGGACCACUACGACUUUGGGAUGAGAGCCGUCAAAUCGGUUCUUGUCAUGGCAGGGUCUCUUAAGAGACAGAACCCUGACCUCAUUGAGGAUGUGGUUCUGAUCAGAGCUCUGAGGGAUUCCAACCUCCCCAAAUUCCUAACAGAUGAUGCAGAACUGUUCGGUGGUAUCCUGUGUGACCUGUUUCCUGGUGUGACCAUUCCUGAACAUGACUAUGGUAUACUGUACUCAACCAUUGUGGACUGUAUAUUGAAGCGAAACCUGCAGGCUCUGGCCGCCAUGGUCAAUAAGGUUAUCCAACUGUAUGAGACCAUGAUCGUGCGUCACGGUGUCAUGUUGGUUGGACCCACUGGUGGUGGAAAGACCACCGUUUACACCAUCUUGGCAGACACACUGGAUACCCUUUAUGACUCUGAGUACAAGGAUGAAAACCCUUUCUAUCAGCCUGUCAAGACCUAUAUUCUUAACCCCAAAUCUGUCACAAUGGGAGAACUCUAUGGAGAGGUUAACUCACUGACCCUAGAAUGGCGUGAUGGAUUAAUGGCGCUGAGUGUCCGUGAUGCAGUUGAUAACGCCACCGAUGACCACAAGUGGGUUAUUUGUGAUGGACCCGUUGAUGCCCUGUGGAUUGAGAACAUGAAUACAGUGCUGGAUGAUAACAAGAUGCUCUGUCUGGCUAACAGUGAACGUAUCAAACUUUCACCAUCCAUACAUAUGGUGUUUGAGGUCCAGGAUUUGGCUGUGGCAUCUCCAGCCACAGUCAGUCGCUGUGGGAUGGUCUAUAUUGAUCCAGAUGAUCUAAAGUGGAUGCCCUAUGUCCAGACGUGGAUCAGUGGUCUCGGAUCCAAACUUCCAGACUCAGUGAAGACGUUAUUGCUUGAGUUAUUUCAGCAGUAUGUGGAGGAAGGGCUCCAGUUUGUGUUGAAACAUUGCAUCCAAGCAAUUCGCCAGGUGGACAUAAGUAAAGUCUGCACUCUUUGUUCGCUGCUGGAGUCACUGUUGCUCGGCAAAGAUGGGCCAGACUUUAAUAUGGAUUCCAAGCGCCUCACUGAUGUACUUUGUCAGACUUUCAUAUUUUGCUACUUAUGGUCAAUCGGAGGCAACCUGCCCAGUAGCUACUGGGAUGAUUUUGACAACUUUGUCAGAGAGCAAUUUAAAGACAACACCAAUGCAAAGCUUCCUACCAAUGGAGGCCUGUGGGAUGUGUUCAUCAACUUUACCAAAAAUUCAUUCGUGCAGUGGGAGAAAAUAAUACCUUUAUUUACAUACGACAGCGAGCAAGCCUUCUUCGAGAUGCUGGUUCCCACCGCAGACACUAUCCGCUAUGGCUAUCUGAUGGAGAAACUCCUCUCAGUCCGCCAUUCUAUACUCUUCACUGGUUCCACAGGAGUGGGGAAAUCAGUGAUAGCUCGGGGCCUUCUCAACAGUAUCCAAGAAACUUGUGGCUACAUUCCUGUCUAUAUCAACUUCUCUGCUCAGACGUCCUCUGCCCGCACACAAGAAAUCAUUGAGUCUAAGCUGGAGAAAAAAAGGAAGAACAUGCUUGGUGCGCCUAAGGAUAAGAGGAUCGUGGUGUUUGUGGAUGAUCUAAAUAUGCCCAAAUUGGACAGUUAUGGUUCUCAGCCCCCCAUCGAACUUCUACGUCAAUUUCAGGACUUCUCUGGAUUUUAUGACAGGGAAACUUUCUUUUGGAAGGAGAUACAGGACAUGACUAUCGCUGCAGCAUGCGCUCCGCCAGGAGGAGGACGCAACCCUGUGACUCCCCGAUUCAUUCGCCACUUCAGCAUGCUUUGUCUGCCCACACCCUCAGAGCAAAGCCUCAAACAGAUAAUCAUUGCUAUCUUGUCAGGUUUCCUCAAAGAGUUCCCUCAACCAGUGAAGGACUGUGCAAAACAGAUUGUAGAUUCAGCUGUAGAGAUUUACAACCGCUUAAGUGUGGAUCUGCUCCCCACUCCAGCCAAGUCUCACUAUGUAUUCAAUCUCAGAGACCUCUCCAAGUGUGUUCAAGGUAUGCUCCAAUGUGAAGCAAGUCAAGUGAGAGAUAAGACUCAGAUCUUUCGUCUUUUCUGCCAUGAAUGUCAGCGGGUUUUCCAUGAUCGACUCAUCAAUGGCCAAGAUAAAGAGUAUUUUAACACCAUCGUAUGUGAGACAGCCAGCAAAUAUUUUGGUAUUAAUUUGGAUCCUUCAUACUUUGUGACUGAGCCAAUAAUAUUUGGGGACUUUAUCAAGGUGGGUGCAGAAAAGGAAGAACGUCAGUAUGAAGAUCUUCCAGAUCUAGAUAAGAUCCAAGCGGUUCUCCUGGACUAUCUGUGUGACUACAACAUGACUUACUCCAAGGAAAGCAAGUUGGUGUUCUUCCAGGAUGCAAUUGAGCAUGUUUCACGAAUUGCCCGCAUGGUGCGCCUUGAGCGAGGCAACGGCCUGCUUGUAGGAGUGGGAGGCACAGGCAAGCAGUCACUUACUCGAUUAGCGUCCCACAUUUGUGAGUACCAAUGCUUCGAGAUAGAGCUGAGUCGAGGCUACAACUACGAAAGCUUCCAUGAAGACUUGAGGAGGCUCUACAGGAUGGCUGGGGUGGAAAGAAAAGAUACUGUGUUCCUUUUUACAGAUACUCAGAUUGUGGUGGAGGAGUUUUUGGAGGACAUCAACAACAUGUUGAACUCCGGUGAAGUGCCCAACCUCUUUGAAAAAGAUGAGCUGGAACAAGUGCUCGCUGCAACCCGCCCAAAAGCCAAAGAAGCUGGAAUCAGUGAGGAGAACAGAGAUGAGGUGUUUCAAUAUUUUAUCUCUCGUGUACGGGAGAAGCUGCAUAUUGUACUGUGUAUGAGUCCAGUCGGUGAUGCCUUCAGGUCGCGCUGUCGCAUGUUCCCCUCGCUGGUCAACUGCUGCACCAUUGACUGGUUUGUGGAGUGGCCCCGUGAGGCCCUUCUUUCCGUCUCUCAGGCCUUUUUCCAGAGUGUGGACUUUGGUACGGAGGAGCUCAAGCAGAGCUUCUCAGAUUUGUGUGUGGAGACACAUGUCAGUGUCUCUGUCAUGGCUGAGCGAUUCUACUCAGAAGUGAGACGUCGAUACUACACCACACCCACCUCUUACUUAGAACUUAUCAACCUGUACCUGUCCAUGCUAGACAACAAGAGGCAGCAGUUAGUGCUGGCAAAGGACCGUGUGAAGAGUGGUCUCACUAAGCUCCUGGAGACCAAUGAGCUUGUGGCCACAAUGAAAGUGGACCUUUCUGCUCUGGAGCCGCUUCUCAAACAGAAAAGCAUUGAUGUUGAUGCCUUAAUGGUAAAACUGUCUGUUGACCAAGAGAGUGCUGAUGAGACACGUAGAGUUGUGAAAGAAGAAGAGGCAAUGGCAAAGGUCAAGGCUGAAGAUACUCAGGCGAUAGCUGAUGAUACCCAAAGAGACCUGAAUGAGGCUCUGCCUGCCCUGGAGGGUGCUAACCAGGCUCUCAGCUCUCUGGACAAGGCUGACAUUUCCGAGCUCAAAGUGUUUACCAAACCUCCUGACAUGGUCAUGACCGUCAUGGAGGCUGUCUGCAUCCUGCUCAACUACAAACCGGACUGGCCCAAUGCCAAAAAGUUACUGGGUGAUUCCAAUUUCACCCGAUUUUUGACAGACUAUGACAAGGAUAAUAUUAAGCCUCAAGUUCUGGCAAAGCUGCAGAAAUACAUUAACAACCCCGACUUCAUACCUGAGAAGGUGGAGAAGGUUUCCAAAGCGUGCAAAUCCAUGUGUAUGUGGGUUAGAGCUAUGGACAUAUACUCCAGAAUCCUCAAGGAAGUUGGUCCAAAGAGAGAAGCAUUUGCCAAGGCACAGGCGGAGCUGGAACUCACAAUGGCAACACUGAGGGAAAAGCAACAACUGCUCCAGAGUGUGGAAGACAAGAUUAGGGUUCUACAGGAAUCAUACGACAGCAGCCUUAAUGAAAAGCAGGAUUUGGUUAACACAAUGGCAGUGACGCAGGCACGGUUGACCAGAGCAGGGAAGCUGACAUCGGCUUUAGGAGAUGAGCAAGUGCGCUGGGAGGAAAGCGUUGCCACAUUUGAGCAACAGAUCAUCGAUGUUGUAGGCAACGUCUUCAUCGCCGCUGCUUGUGUGGCUUACUAUGGAGCAUUCACGUCUCACUAUAGAAAACUGCUUGUUGAUGAGUGGAUAAUACAGUGCCAGAACCUGAAAAUUCCUAUUAGUUCCAGCUUCAACCUUAUCACCAUUUUGGGUGACCCAUAUGUUAUUCAAAAAUGGAAUAAUGAAGGUUUACCCCGGGACACAGUCUCCACAGAGAAUGGAAUACUGGUGAAUGAGGGUCGCCGCUGGCCUCUCAUGAUUGACCCCCAGGAUCAGGCUAACCGAUGGAUACGCUCAAAGGAGACCAAGCAUGGUCUAAAAGUGAUCAAGCUCACUGACCCAAACUUUCUUUCCAAGCUAGAAAAUGGCAUCCGUAUGGGCAUGCCUGUUCUCCUGGAGGAGUUAAAGGAGAGCCUGGAUCCUGCUCUGGAGCCCGUCUUGCUAAAGCAGACAUUUGUGGCGGGUGGACGCACUUUGAUCCGACUUGGAGACUCAGAUAUUGACUAUGACAAAAAUUUCCGGUUCUAUAUGACAACUAAAAUGGCCAAUCCACACUACCUACCAGAGGUGUGUAUAAAAGUUACAAUCAUCAACUUCACUGUGACCAAGUCUGGCUUAGAGGACCAACUACUUGGCGAUGUGGUGUGCCUGGAAAGUCCACAUCUGGAGGAGCAGAGGAACGAUCUGGUUGUGCGCAUCAAUAAUGACCGCAUCCAACUGAAGAACAUUGAAGAUCGCAUUCUGAAACUUCUCUUCACCUCUGAGGGAAACAUACUUGACAACGAGGAGCUUGUUAGCACUCUCCAAGAAUCAAAGGUGACAUCAGCAGCUAUAAAACAACGACUGGAGGAGGCAGAGGCCACUGAGUUAAUGAUCAAUACUGCAAGAGAGGGUUACCGAUCUGUAGCCACGCGAGGCUCUGUCCUGUUCUUCGUCGUCGCAAGUCUCUCUGAGAUUGAUCCAAUGUACCAGUUCUCACUCAAGUACUUUAAACAACUCUUCAACACCACCAUCGAGACAUCUGAAAAGAGCGACGUGUUGGAAGAGCGUCUCCAGAUCCUACUGGAUCAGAUCUUACUCAACUCCUACAUAAAUGUUUCCCGGGGCCUUUUCGAGCAGCACAAACUCAUCUACAGCUUCAUGUUGUGUGUCGAGAUCCUGAAGCACUGUGGUGACAUCUCAGAGGCGGAGUGGCAGAAUUUCAUCAGGUCUUCUAUAGGCAUGGAAAAGGAAUUUGCAGAACGGCCAGAUGUCCCCUGGCUAAGUGAUUAUUACUGGCAGACAUGUUGUGAACUGGAGGACUCAUUGUCCUGUUUCAAGGGGAUCUCCAAAGAAAUCAUUGCAACACACAUCCGUGUUAAGCUCGGACGUUUUGAGACAUCUUUUAAUCCAGAAAACUGGGAGGGCUAUGUGUCAAAGUUGCCUCCUCUUGAUAUGUCUGAAGAGGGGCAACAAAAGAGCGGAAUCCAAGGCCACUGGAAUGAAAGGUUGAGCUCUUUCCAAAAGCUGGUCCUUAUUAAGAACUUCAUGGAAGAGAAGGUAGUAUUUGCAGCAACAGAGUUUGUAAUUGUCAGCUUAGGGAAGCAGUUUGUGGAAAACCCUCCCAUUGAUCUGGCUAAUCUCUACAAUGGCAUGUCUCCAUCUACGCCACUGGUCUUUAUCCUCAGCACUGGAUCCGACCCCAUGGGUGCCUUCCAGCGUUUUGCAAAAGAGAGGGGUUGUCUUGAUAGGGUUGAGUCCAUUUCAUUGGGUCAAGGACAGGGACCCAUAGCUGAGAAAAUGAUUAAAUCAGCAUUAGGGAAUGGAGGCUGGGUUUUCUUGCAAAACUGCCAUUUAGCCGUCUCUUGGAUGCUCUCCAUGGAGGAGUUAAUUAAGACCUUCGCCGAGCCUGACACAUCAAUCCACGAGAACUUCCGUUUGUUUCUCAGUUCCAUGCCGACUAAAGUGUUUCCGGUUACAGUGCUACAAAACUCUGUCAAGGUGACAAAUGAACCUCCUAAAGGCCUGCGCGCUAACAUUCGACGAGCUUUCACAGAGAUCUCCAACAAUUUCUUUGAAGAGCACACUCUGGGGCUGGAUUGGAAGAAGAUGGUCUUUGGGAUCUGCUUUUUCCACGCAGUCAUUCAGGAGCGUAAAAAGUUUGGUCCUCUUGGCUGGAACAUUCCCUAUGAAUUCAGUGACAGUGACAGGGAGUGUGCUCUGCUCAACCUCAACCUCUACUGCAAAGAUGCCACUAUUCCCUGGGAUGCUCUUACAUACAUUACUAGUGAGAUCACAUAUGGAGGCAGAGUGACAGAUGUCUGGGACCAACGCUGCCUCAGAACGGUCCUAAAAGGCUUCUUUUCACCUAAAACCCUGGCGCCUCACUACACCUUCUCAGCAUCCGGUGUCUACUAUGCCCCGGCGUUAGACACACUGGAUCUGUACAUAGAAUACAUUGAGAACCUUCCUAUCAUUGAUGACCCUGCGGUCUUUGGCAUGCAUGAAAAUGCCAACCUGGCCUUCCAGCGCCAAGAAACCAUGAAUCUGAUCAACACUAUUCUGGAUGUUAAUCCUCGCUCUUCAGCCCAACUCGGAGCCAAAAGCAAUGACGAGAUUGUGUGUGACCUUGCUGAAGCUAUACUUGCUAAGCUACCUGACCGCCUUGACAUGGACGAGGCGCUUGAAUCUCUAUUCGAACGAGACGAUAAUGGUCGCGUCAACUCUCUAACAACUGUGUUGGGCCAGGAGGCCGACCGAUUCACCAAACUGGUUCGAUUACUUAGGGUGUCUCUCAUAACUUUGCAGAAGGCCAUUGCAGGUCUGGUGGUAAUGUCCGAGGAGAUGGACCGGAUCUACACAAGCUUUGUUAACAACCAGGUUCCCGCUCAAUGGUCAAACUCCUCCUACCCAUCUCUAAAAUGCUUGGCUUCCUGGGUCAAAGACCUCUACCUCAGGAUCUACUUUAUCGAGACUUGGAUCACACGUGGUCACCCCAAAUCUCUUUGGAUAUCUGGAUUCUUCUUUCCUCAGGGCUUUCUAACUGCGGUUCUGCAGAAUCAUGCCCGGCAGUACAAUUUGCCCAUUGAUGAGCUGAACUUCCGCUUCAACGUCGUGCCGGUGUACAGGGACCAGAACGCAGUGGCUGAGGCACUGCGCAAUCUGAACAGCAACUCUCAACUUCCGAUGGACUUAGAGCUGCCAAUGCCUGAGAAUGGUGUGCUCGUGCACGGCAUGUUCAUGGAUGCGAGUCGCUGGGAUGAUGACAACAUGGUGAUCGAGGAUUCAUUACCUCGAGUGAUGACUGGCAUUCUGCCAGUGGUGCACUUUGAGCCACAACAGAACUACGAACCCGAGCCUGAGCUCUACCAUGCGCCACUGUACAAGACCUCAGCUAGAGCAGGAACUCUUUCCACCACAGGACAUUCAACUAAUUUUGUUGUGACUGUAAUGCUUCCGUCAAACCGGCCAAGCGACUAUUGGAUAGCCAAAGCAUGCGCUCUGUUGUGCCAGUUGAAUGACUAAGUCUUAUCCAAUAUGGGCACACAUUUCUUGAGAGUUGAAAAUAAAUAAAAAUACAAUCAGAAAAUAAAUAAGAUAUACAAUAAUGUAGUGGCUUGAAUUCACAUUUUAAAGAGAUUUCACUCAUCGUCACUCUGUCAUUGCACAUUAAAUGUGGUGCCAAGUGAGCUGUGAAUGAUCCGAAAAGGACUAUUAUCUGUUCGGGCUUUCAUGGUAUUGGAAGGCAAGACAAAACCUGGAGGACCCAAGUGCAGGGAGGCCAGGCACGAGUGCAAUAAUUACAAAAAAAAUAUUUAUUUUCAAAAACAGGCAACCGAGGCACGUGGAAAAAUUUAACUAAACACAGUCCCAAAAUCAAUAAUCAAAGUAACAAAGAAACAAUUGCGUAAACCCAAAACAGGAAACAAGUCAUUACUAAUGACAUGACUUACCAAAACAACAAACGACAUCAACAAUGAACCCCACAAGCACUGAAGAAAUGGGGGACUAAAUACAAACAAACUGACGAGACAACGAGGAACACUUUGAAAAGACACGAGUAGCUGGAGGGAGCUGAUUGGUUGACACAAGGUAGAGGAUUGACGAGAACAGGUGGACACAAUAACUAAAUGAGCACACAAGACAUGAACAACAUGGGACCACAGGAAAACAUGAAACACAAUUAAAUAUAAUCUAAACUAAAGCACAGACCAUGACAUCAGUUAGUUAACACUUGUGUGCAGUAGUGCAUCCUGAUCAUCUCCCCCCAUGGUGAAUUUGUCUACUUGAGACAUCCAGUCACUAUUUGUGGAAGGUUUUUGGAAUCGUAUGCUUAUGAGAUUUACAAUAACGUGUCUAGCCUCAGGCAAUGGGAAAAAAUAGACAUUGGAGUUCAUUGAGCAGAGAUGGAUAAAGUGAGCUUGCUGAGCAGACGCCACAAAUGUAGAAGGUUAACAAGCAGGAGCGCUACAUGGAGUGCUGAAAUGUUUCCACCACAACUCCCACAUGCAGCAGCUUCCUAUUUGUGUCACUUAGGGCAUGCACUGCAAACACAUUGGGUAUGUGCAUCCACCUCAGAGCUAUGACAGGGAACAGACAAACACAAUCUUUGUCUCACACACACAAACACAUACACGCGCACGCACACAUAUGUACGUAUGUCUCUAUUCUAUUCUGUUGCCCACGCCUUAUCAUAUUCUAUACCAUGACAUGAUUGCACCACUGUUGCUUUUCUGUAAAUGUUCAGGAAGUCAAUGGUCAGUACUAACAAACUAACAAAUGGAACUCGUUUGGAUUACGAAGAAAAAUAUCCAUGAUUAAACUGUCACCGUUACCAUAACCUUUCUUAGACUUCCAAUUUUAGUAAACAUUUUGAAGGCCGCAGUGUAAAAUAAGCUCACCUUUGAUUUUACCAUUAAUUUUAAAGACGAAUUUAGAAGAUGUUUUAAAGACGAAUGAUGAAGGCAUAAUGCAAAAUGAAUAUCUGUCAAAGAAGUGCCUCACGCAUCUCACUUUUUAACAUUCCCACUUGUCAAACACGAGUAAAAAGAAGUUCAUUCAUCUUCCGUAUUGCUUAUCCUCACUAGGGGUCGCGGGCAUGCUGGAGCCUAUCACAGGUGACUCUGGGCGAGAGGCGGGGUACACCCUGAAUUGGUCGCCAGCCGAUCACAGGGCACAUAUAAACAAACAAUUGGCACUCACAUUCACACCUACGGACAAUUUAGAGUCUUCAAUUAACCUACCAUGCAUGUUUUGGGGAUCUGGGAGGAAACCGGAGUACCCGGAUAAAACCCAUGCAGGCACGGGGAGAACAUGCAAACUCCACACCAGGCGAGGCUGGGAUUUGAACACUGGUCCUCAGAACUGUGAGGCUGAUGUGCUAACCAGUCAACCACCGUGCCGCCUGAAAUACAUGUUGCAAAAAAUAAGUAAAAAGUAAAAUAAUUAAACACAUAACCAAGAUCUAAUCUUUGAUUGAUUGAUUGAUGCUUAGUGAACUGGGCUCUUGUAAUUUCAGCAAUAUAUUGAUGUGCAGUGUUGGGCAAAUUACUUCCAAAACGUAGAUUUCUUUAUUAGACUAAUUUUACAUCCCCCCCAUCCAGAAAUCAUAAGGAGUAAAUUAGAUUAUACUCCCCACUCACUCUUGAUACAAAUAUAAAGGUAAACAACAAGUCAAUUUGAAACAGUAAAGCAAGCAAAGCUAACUUAAGGUGGAAAAGAAAGACCUGAGACAUGAACAGCAGAGCUACUAUGGAAUGUAAAAUAAACAGCUUCAACAAUCCUAUCACGGCAGAUGAAAAUUCAGGAAGGCAAACAUGAAUUAUUCAUCAAUAUUUUUCCAAUCACAAUGGGAUGAGGUCAUCUUGGAGUGAUGCCUCAUUUGGUCUAUUGAUGUUUCAGGAUGAUGUACAGGAAGUCUUUGCAUAUAUCAAAAUGAUGAGAGUUGGAGAAAUUUGUACACUUAAUGCAAUACUUACUGGGUCCUGUUUGCACUGAUCAUAGUGAUUUGCAUUUGGUGGUCACAUUGUAUGUCACUGAUGGUGUAGUGGUACAUUCGCCUCACUUCAGUGUGGGUUCAGUUCCCACUUAGUGACGGUGUGAAGGUGAGUUCAAUUUUAUCCCAGCUGCUUCGUUCCACUCUCUGGGCAUUUGGCUCCAUCUACUUCAUACAGCACCAUCGCAUUGUGUCCUUCACAAGUUAUCAAAUUAGCAAUUAUCAGGUCAGGGCCCAAAAGAACUUUGAAACAAAACUUAUUCUUGUCAUUAAAUAGAUGAACACAUAUGAUUUAUGUUUUUUUGAAUUGGUUUUCAAUAAAGGUACUGCAAAAUCUUACCAUUCCUCAGUUUUGUGGCCUCUGCUCUGCAUUUCGAAUGGUUGUUUUUGAAAAACGUUCAUGAUGAAGAGUGAAUCACAGAAGUUACAUUUAAAAUGAUCUCAAAAGAGUGGGAACAGGAACCAUGAGCCUAUUCAUAUAUUUUGCGUUUUGUUUACGCUGUAUGAAAAAGGUGCAUGUAUGGGACUAACCGACAUUGUUUAGCUUGCAAUAUAGUGUACAUGUAAGUGCCGAGGUUAUUUGAGGCUGUUACCCUGUGUGUCUGCGUGCGUGUGCACAAUGACUCUUCAAAGCAAAUGAUCUCUGAGGGGGCAGGUGUGUAACCUUCCUUAUUACACUCAGUCAACUGAACAAAGUCCACUGAGAUCUCUUCCAGCUGACCAGGCACAACAGUCCCGCCAAAAAUAGCCAACAGUAUUGGU
Phyllopteryx taeniolatus (common seadragon) is the source of this 15827-nucleotide messenger RNA. RefSeq names its product dynein, axonemal, heavy chain 6 (gene dnah6). Gene Ontology annotation, molecular function: ATP hydrolysis activity; ATP binding; minus-end-directed microtubule motor activity. The record is from RefSeq and is a predicted model, not a curated record. NCBI's taxonomy places the organism in Eukaryota, Metazoa, Chordata, Actinopteri, Syngnathiformes, Syngnathidae. The transcript has 81 exons. Gene Ontology annotation, biological process: microtubule-based movement. The coding region runs from base 542 to 12595 and encodes 4017 amino acids. Gene Ontology annotation, cellular component: dynein complex.